Molecule: messenger RNA, 537 nt
Organism: Emiliania huxleyi CCMP1516
Lineage: Eukaryota; Haptophyta; Isochrysidales; Noelaerhabdaceae
Exons: 3
Biological process (GO): U4 snRNA 3'-end processing; exonucleolytic trimming to generate mature 3'-end of 5.8S rRNA from tricistronic rRNA transcript (SSU-rRNA, 5.8S rRNA, LSU-rRNA); CUT catabolic process
Cellular component (GO): nuclear exosome (RNase complex); cytoplasmic exosome (RNase complex)
Molecular function (GO): RNA binding
Source: RefSeq, a predicted model, not a curated record
GUCACUCCGGGCGAGCCGAUUGACGCGGAGCCCGGCUGCCUCCGAGGGCACGGCACGCUGAUGCGCGACGACGGCACCCUCGUCGCGACGGUCUCGGGUGUGGUGGAGCGGGUCAACAAGCUCGUGUCGGUCCGACCGCUGCGGGCGCGGUACCACGGCGAGGUGGGCGACGUGGUAAUCGGCCGGAUUGUGGGCGCCAAGCGGUGGCGCGCCGACAUCAACGGCCGGCAGGACGCCGUGCUCAUGCUCGCCUCCAUCAACCUGCCGGGAGGAGAGCAGCGGCGGAGGACUGCCGAGGACCAGCUCAACAUGCGCCAGUUUUACGUCGAGCACGACCUGCUGUCUGCAGAGGUGCAAGCCUUCUUCCAGGACGGGGCCUCGUCGCUGCACACGCGCUCGCUCAAGUACGGCAAGCUCUCGGGCGGCUCCCUCGUCAUCGUCUCGCCCGGCCUCAUGAAGCGCCUCAAGCAGCACUUCCACCUCUUUGAGUUUGGCGUCGCCGCAAUCUUUGGCAUGAACGGCUACGUCUGGGUGUCG